Molecule: messenger RNA, 2618 nt
Organism: Cajanus cajan (pigeon pea)
Lineage: Eukaryota; Viridiplantae; Streptophyta; Magnoliopsida; Fabales; Fabaceae
Product: cation/calcium exchanger 4
Biological process (GO): transmembrane transport; monoatomic cation transport
Cellular component (GO): membrane
Molecular function (GO): monoatomic cation transmembrane transporter activity
Source: RefSeq, a predicted model, not a curated record
AAUUAUAAAAUGAUGAUCUCCGUGUGUAAAAACCGAUGAAUCAAGGUUUCCCAAUCAUGCCAAAUUGCUAAGGAACGCAGAAAACCCCAAGCCCGUACCUUUCUGAAACCUCACUCCUCUGCUUCUUCAAUUCAUCGGGUAAGCUCUAUUAUUCUUUAAUUCCCACUCGAAUGUGAUUUUCCCCCUCAAUUUCUGCUUCCAAUUUUGCCUCAAUCCCCGCUCUCGGGUUUCGUUUCCUUUUCAAGAAACCGAAACCCUAGACGAUUUUCCCUGCCAGUGUUUGGGUAAUUGAGACCCUAAUAUUGGAAAUGAAAGCGCCAAAUGCUUUGUUUGGUGCAAGACGCAGAAAUUUUCACGGGCUUUUCAACGGAUUGUGUGCCAUGGUCGUGUUUUUCUUCUUUUACAAUCGGGAAGACAUCAUUCGCAACCCUCUUCUUAGGCAAUCAUCGUUUUUUGUGAACCAUGGUUCGCCCCAAAAUUCGAAUUUGAAAGAUGCGCCUUCCGUGAUUCACCGUCGAAUGGUUGAAAUCCGCCCCAACUCUUCAAAUGUAGCUGGUGGCGAAGAUUUAGGCGUGAGUAGUUCUGGAUUAUGUGCUGGGUUGGUCCACCAUGAUGGUUAUGCUAGUUCCUGUGAAUUCUUGAAGGUCAAUCCACAAUGUUCUUCUGAUGGGUAUCUUGAUUACUUGAACUUUUUCUAUUGUACAUGUCAGAGUUUUAGAGUGUUUGGUUAUCUAGUAUUGGGUGUGUGGCUUGCUGCUUUGUUUUAUCUCCUGGGGAACACUGCUGCAGACUAUUUUUGCCCUUCUCUUGAGCAGCUCUCAAGGCUCUUGAAACUGCCUCCAACUGUGGCUGGGGUUGUGCUGCUUCCACUUGGGAAUGGAGCACCUGAUGUGUUUGCAAGUAUAGCUUCCUUUGUGGGUGCUGAAAGUGGUGAAGUUGGUCUUAACAGUGUGUUGGGUGGUGCUCUUUUUGUUACCACUAUUGUUGUUGGAGCUGUUUCGCUGUGUGUUGCGGAGAAGGGGAUUGGAAUCGAUCGAAGAUGCUUUAUAAGGGAUGUGACUUUCUUUCUAGUCACACUUGUUUCGCUGCUUUUGAUUUUGGUUGUUGGUAAGGUGGGUGUUGGAGCGGCCAUUGCUUUUGUGUCCAUAUAUAUUGUUUAUGCAUUUGUUGUUGCUGCCAAUGAGUUAUUGAGGAAACAUGCACAGAGGUUGAAAUUGGAUGCUGUCACACCUUUGCUUCCUGUACAGGGAAGUGUGUUCUCUCUAGGUUCUGAAGAGGAUACUUCUAUCUAUAGCUCUUUGCUUGAAGACACCGAUAGUGAUCCUCCCCACCUUCCUCCAUCCUUGCCGCAGUGGAUGUGGUCUUCAAAUGUGGCUAUAUAUUCAAACCAGGGAAGCGUCCAUUAUUUGGAUGAUGAGAGGCCCCCCUGGGGAUGGAGUGAUGGGUCCACGGAAAACAGCAAGAUGUCGUUCUCCGUUUCCAAACUUUUUCUGCUGCUGGAGAUUCCACUGGCAAUUCCUAGGCGGUUAACAAUUCCAAUGGUCAUUGAGGAACUAUGGUCAAAGCCUUAUGCUGUGGCCAGUGCUUCAUUGGCUCCCAUUCUCCUAGCCUUUCUGUGGAGCACCCAAGAUAAUGUGAGUAAUCAUGGUGUCAUUCUUUCUUAUUGUGCGGGUGUUGCUGUUGGAUGCACAUUAGGUAUCCUUGCAUAUAGAUUCACAGUGUCGGAUCAUCCACCGCCUCAGUUUUUGCUCCCUUGGGUUCUUGGAGGAUUCAUCAUGAGCAUAGUGUGGUUCUACAUAAUAGCAAAUGAGCUUGUGGCUCUACUGGUAGCGUUUGGUAUAAUUUUCGGAGUUAAUCCAUCCAUUUUGGGAUUAACCGUACUAGCAUGGGGAAAUUCAAUGGGAGAUUUGAUGUCAAAUGUUGCAUUGGCAUUGGAUGGAGAAGAUGGAGUUCAGAUUGCCUUAUCUGGAUGUUAUGCGGGUCCUAUGUUCAACACACUUGUUGGUUUGGGGAUCUCGUUGCUGAUUGGGGCAUGGUCAAAGAAACCCUCUUUGUAUGUGGUGCCUGAAGACAGGAGCUUAUUUUACACCAUGGGAUUUCUGAUCACAGGACUGUUAUGGGCACUUCUUGUUUUACCUCGCAACAACAUGCAUCCCAACAGAAUAUUAGGAAUGGGUCUCGUCACCCUGUAUUUGAUAUUUCUUUCUUUCAGGGUGUGCACUUCUAUGGGGCUUAUAGCCUUAGCUGGUUUAAGUUGAGUUUAUUGUAAUGGAUCUAAAUCAAAACGAGCGUGUUUUCUACAUCUCUUUGCGCCAUGUGCUAUAUAAUUUUUGUCGCGCAGACAGCUGAUAUAUGGGACGAAAGAAAUUCAGGAAAGGAAAAAUUGGUCUCUGUAUAUAACAGGGAUAAAUUAUGGCUUCAGCUGAAAAUGCAUUGUUGUAUAUCAAACAUCAUGUACUGAUCAAUCAAAUUGACAAUAGGUAGUCUCUUUACAGUUGAAAAAUGAAUACCCAUGGAUACAACUUACUGAACAUAAUUGAAUAAUGAUGACUUUCCUUUCGUGGGAGUUUUGUAUUUCAGCAGUCCAACAAUCUAUUGUGUUUGAUGUCUUCUUAUUA